Harpia harpyja (harpy eagle) is the source of this 10691-nucleotide messenger RNA. RefSeq names its product N-acetylated alpha-linked acidic dipeptidase like 2 (gene NAALADL2). Lineage: Eukaryota; Metazoa; Chordata; Aves; Accipitriformes; Accipitridae. The transcript is spliced from 16 exons. The coding region runs from base 207 to 2540 and encodes 777 amino acids. The record is from RefSeq and is a predicted model, not a curated record.
CCUCCCUCGGCGAGCGCGGGGCGGCCGUACGGCGCCGGGGCACCCGGGGCGGGCAGAUCUCUUGUCUGGACAUUGGAAAUAACUUUGGAUGGUUCUGGGCUUCUUUCUGUUGACCCAGGAGAGUUAAUAUAGAGGCCAGAUUGAAAAUAUGCCUUCGUGAAAAAGUCUCUACAAAACUGAUCCCAUCUUGGCUUUAAGAUAAAAAGAUGGCUUAUCACAAAGUGAAUGCAGACCAGAGAGCUCAGGGGCACUCUCCGUACCUUGAUAACGAUGAGCUUCAAGCCACAGCGCUGGAACUGGAAUGGGACAUGGAAAAAGAGCUGGAGGAGCCUGGCUUUGACCAUUUCCGACUGGAUGGUGCGAUCCAGCAUCACCUGGGAAACUCCCAGAGCCCUGACCUUGAUCUCGAGCCCAUCCAGCCUUCAUCUUCUCCAAAGGGAAGAUUCCAGCGCCUUCAGGAAGACCCUGACUAUGUCUCACACUAUACAAGACAGGCACCAAAGAGCAACCGCUGCAGUUUUUUUCAGAUACUGAAAGUAUUUUGCACUGCUUUGAUUUUAUUUAUUUUUGGAAUUGUGAUAGGAUAUUACGCACGCAAGAAAUGCCCUUCUUCCCCAACAUCUCAAGAACCGAAUAACCCUCAUAUCUACCAUGAAAUUCUCAAGGAAAUCAAAGCUGAAAAUAUUCAACAGAUUUACAGAGAUUUGUUACAGUUCCCUAGAGAAGAUGAUGUAGACAUUGCAAUGAAAAUUCUGGUUCAGUGGAGUUCCCAAGGCCUUGAAGAUGUCCGGCUGGUAAAUUACUCCGUUUUGCUUGACCUACCGGGCUCUUCUUCAAACACAGUAACUCUGAAAAACAGCGGUGAAUGCUUUUAUCCUAGUGGACAACAAUGCAACAGAGAGACCAAAAUGCUUCACAGUCAAGACCUCCUGUACGCGUAUGCAGCUUACUCUGCCAAAGGAACUCUUGAGGCAGAACUUGUUGACAUACAGUACGGGACUGUGGAAGACUUGAUCCGGAUUCAAGCCAUUACAAAUGUGACCAAAAAAAUUGCACUUUUGAAGCUAGGACAAUCACCUUUGCUUUAUAAGCUUUCUCUGUUAGAAGAUGCAGGGUUUGGUGGUGUUCUUCUUUACGUUGAUCCUUGUGACUUACCAAAGACUACAGAUCUUGCUGAUAAAGCUUUUAUGGUUUCCUUGAACGGUGGAGGAGAUCCGUCAACACCUGGUUAUGCCAGUAUUGAGGGAAGCUACAGACAAAAUCGACUGAACCUCACAACACUGUUAGUACAACCAAUUUCUACAGUGCUUGCCAAAAACCUCGUUUCCUUACCUGAGGACACUGUCCAAAAAGAUAGGUGUAUUCCCCUCCAACUGCCAGCUACAGGGAAAAAAAUAAUCAGUCUGAAUAUUCAGUCAGUCACAACUUACAAGACAAUUUCUAAUGUUAUUGGAUAUUUAAAAGGAACUGUAUUUCCUGACAGAUACGUCAUCGUUGGUAGUCAUCACAACGGUUUGAAUACUUAUGGUGGACAAGAAUGGGCCAGUAGCACUGCUAUCAUCACAGCAUUUAUACAAGCCUUGAUGCUGAAGGUUAAGAGGGGCUGGAGACCUGACCGGACCAUUGUUUUCUGCUCAUGGGGAGGAACAUCAUUUGGGAACAUUGGUUCAUAUGAAUGGGCAGAGGAUCUCAAGAGAGUUCUUCAAAGAAAUGUUGUGGCUUACGUUAGCCUCCAUAAUCCAGUCAGAGGCAACUCAACUUUACACCCUGUUGCAUCCCCUUCUCUUCAGCAACUGGCAGCAGAGAGCCAGAGCUUCAACUGUGUGGAAAAGACUAGAUGUCCAGGAUCUAACGUCAGUUCUGUGCAGAUACAGGGAGAUUCAGAUUAUUUCAUCAACCACCUCGGAGUACCUGCCACGCAGUUUUCUUAUGAGGACAUCAAAACAUCAGAGAAUUCUAGCUUUCUCUCCGAAGCUCUCUUUCCUGUACAUACAACAAAAACUGAAGAGCUGGAUCCCUCCUUCAGCCUGCACGAGACCAUUGCAAAGCUAACAGGACAAGUGACUUUGCAAAUUGCCAAUGAACCAGUUUUGCCGUUUAAUGCCCUCGACAUCGCGUUAGAAGUUCAGAACAGUCUUAAAGGUGAUGAAGUAGACAUUCCUCAGUUGCUUGCAGUGGCAUCACGUUUGAGGGACACUGCAGAAUUGUUCCAAUCCGAUGAGAUGCGCCCAGCUAAUGACCCCAAGGAGCGAGCUCCUAUCAGAGUCAGGAUGCUCAAUGAUGUGCUACAAAGCUUGGAGAAAAGCUUCCUGGUUCAUCGAGCUCCUCCAGGACUUUACAGAAAUAUUCUUUACAGACUGGAUGAAAGGACAAGCCAGUUUUCAGUACUGCUAGAGGCACUGGAGCACUGCAAACUACAUCAGUCAAAUGAGACCAUUCAAGCAGCCUUGUCAGAGGUGCUGAACAGCAUCAAUUCAGCUCAGGUUUACUUCAAAGCAGGACUUGAUGUGUUUGAGACUACCUUAGCUGGAAAGAAAUGAGAGGAUUCUCUGCAUUCUAAGACAUUUGUUUACAACUUGCUAAACAAAAGUUCGACUUGGACCAGAAUUUCUCUGAGGAUGAAACCUUCCUCAAUUUUUCUUUCAGUUGGCGCUUAAAGGUACCGCAAUGAGUGUUUUUAUAAAUAUAAAACAGUCUUUUGCACUGUUCACAAUAUAUCUCAAAUGUCUGUUUCUGAAUGUAUAAAACAUAAUGAGAGGGAAUAAUGCUUAAGAUAGGGUUUUUGGAAGGACAUCUGCUGUAUUUUUGUAUGUAAACUAUAUUUUUAUGACUAAGAGUUCAAUCUUGCAAAGUACCGAGUCCUGCAAUAUGCUGAAGACCAGGUUCUGAGACACCCCAGAUGUAUACCCGGGUGAGCUUUCCGUGCCUACUCUGUCAGAAAAAUGUGACUUAGGUAUACUCUUGUGUUUCUUAACUUCCUCAGCAAACUCAUCUUCUACCUUACUCCUUUCAGAGUAAGUAGUUGAAGGAUGUGGCAUUUCCUUGGGUAUCCAGCACUGGACUUAAUCAGGAAAUGCACAAAAACACCCUUACCAGUGCAAUCCAACAUCUUUACUCCUGUGGAACAAUAAAUACCUCAGUUCUGAGAAUACAGAUAAACUUUGAUUAUCCCAUUUCUGUAUGAAAAAAAGAGUUGUUUUCUCUAGUAAUUCUUGGAGAUAAAAUUUUUGUGAUGAUUUCAAAUGAUUUGAAAAGUUUGAAUCGGUAGUUACACUUGUACAAAAAUACUUUGAAUCUUUAUGUUAAAUAAAAGUACUGCCUAGUCUUAUAAGGCUGCAAGCCUUAUAAGUUUAUGCAUUACAAAGCAGCCCACUUCAAGGUCUCUCUAAAUUUCCAGAGAGCAAUAAAUGAAAAGAAGACCUCAAAGUUCUGGGAACGUUUUGGGGAUUCCACCACUCAACCGCACCACCCACUAUUCCAGGCUGGAUCAUUCCAGCAUAUAGGACCUGGAUUGUUGUCAAAAAAGCACAAGGAAAACAUAAAUUCAUUCCCUACUGUAGAACCAGGAAUUCACCUCUGAAGGCACAAGCUGAUGAAGCAUAUUGCAGGGUUAAAACUCAAAUCUGUUUUGCAUUGGUGGAAGCCCUAUACAAAGGCUGUAAUCACACCAUUACUUUGUUGGCCUGAAGUAAUCUGUGAAUGAAAGGAUCGGUUCAGUGUCCUAACCUCUAAGGGGAUAAUAUACACACUUGAGAAUUGCAGGUCUUAAUAAUACAAACAGUUGAAAUUGUUAAGCCCUAUUGGGUUUAGAAUUUUACAAUCUCAGAUGAUUCUGAGGUUAGAGCUUAAAAAAUUAAUUUUAUGUAGAUACUUAGAAUUGAAAUAUAAUUUAUUUGAUGGUAACGUUAAAUGUAUUGUUACCCAGUUUGCCAUGGAAACAUUGCAGAAACAUUUCAGGUUGCAAUAAAAAUGGAAGAAGUAUCUGUAUUAAUGUAAAAAAAUUGCCUUCUGGAAAAUUUCAAAGUGCACAGUUUGGUGAAAGACUUUUUAAAGUGCAUGUUCACAUAGCAAGAAAUGAGAGUUGUUUACAGAUCUGAGUUUCUAUUUCCAAAAGUCCUUGGUAAAUGGACCUCUAUUAGCAAUGGCCCGGGACUAGGUACAUACAGCUAUGCUGUUGCUACAUUUCUUUGCAAGUUAUUAUCAUAACAUGGGCAAAAGCAUCACAGGUCUGACCAGAGGCACGGCUAUGCAGUUGUACGGCUACAACUGAAGUGGGAAUAUGUUCAGCAUCAGUCAGCGUGGCUGCAUGAACUUAGACAUGAUUAUCCCUUAUCUUUACUUGGCAUCUGGUAAGCAAGAGUAUAUGAUUAUUCUUUUGCUAAUGCUGUUUUGCUCCUAAACAAUUCUGUUUACUGCAGAGAGAAUUUGACUUCUGAAGAGGAACAUUUUUUCUGAUACUAUAAUGUUUGCUCAUCCCCUUGUUUCCAUAGGUUUUAGUAUUGUGAUACUUAAAUGGUUGGAAUAGCCACAUCUGAGUUGUAUGUUUAUUUUGUGAUAGUAUUUGGGGAUGUACUGUUCACACUACAUUUCAAUUGUAUUUUCUAAUCGGGAUCACUCUUCUAACAGUUCAUUUAGUAACAUGUUUUCUUUAGAGUGCUGACUCACUGUGGAGCCAACGUCUAUGGUCUUAAAUGAUAUAGGAUCAGGUGCCAUUAAGAGACCAAAAAUAGAGAUUAACACUUCCUUUAACUCUGCUAGGUGAAUUUAAUGACUGCUUCCUCAUUCUUAGUAUGUAUGUUCCACCAAAACCACCUGUAAUGUAACCAAAGUGUACUCAUGCAAAAUCAGUGAAAUCUGUUGGGAAGACUAUCCCUCAUGUAUGAUUUCUCAACCAUGUAAUUCCUCACUAAAACAUUUAUCUUGUUUUCUCACUAAUGUCCUUCUAUAACCACUUUUAAAAUAGCAGACUUCAGAGUACUCCACCACUAUAAAUGCCUAUCUAUUCUAGAGACAAUCAUAUAUUCUUGUUGGUGAGAUGAAUCAGAUGAGCUAUUUAGGGACCUAAAUGCAUUGAUUUCAAUGUCAUCUCACACUUCUAGAUCUCUGGGCUUUUAUUUCAAAUGUUCAGAUCUUAUAUAUAAGUGAGUGCUCAGUGAUAAUAUUUGUACCAUUAUAGCUUCAGAAAAGGCACUUUUGAGCCAUAUCCUUCCAUUGAUUUUUAAAUCCUACCUAUUGACUUCAAAGAACUUACAGCAAGUUAAGGUCCUAAAUACCUGGUGUGUUUCUAACACAGAAUUUUUGCCCAGCCAGCUGUGGAACAUCAGAUAAAGGAAGGUGUUAGCAAAUCAUAGUAGCUUACCCAGAUUAAAUUCGUUCCUAUAUUGUGUUAAAAUAAACGGCGCGCCCUUAAAGGCAGAAGUAUGUUUGCAAAUUGCCUGAAUGAUACUAAAAAUUUGUUACCUUUUCAGAAACAUCAAGUGCCAGAGACAGUAUAGCAAAUGCAUUGAUUGCUAUGUAAUCUAGAGUCAUGCUCAUAGUGACCAGAAAAUCCCUGCAACUUGUAAUAUUUAUGUGUUAAGACAGUUGAUAAUAAAAAGCUAAUAAGAUUUUAUUUAGUGCGUAUUUUAAAGAGUCCAUAAAGAAGCUAAAGUACAAUCAACUCAGAUGAAUAAUAAGUACAUGGGAGCUGGAUUUUGAGUACUAACCUUAAAAAAGGCAGUGAAUUGCUUUUAUCAUCCGAGAAAAACGGUAUCUGUGCAAAUACUCAAACACACAAAUACGCAAAUGCCUUAUAUCUUCAAAACAUUGUACAAACUAAUUUACUUGCAGUAAUAUGAUACAUCUACGUAAACAUAGAUGUAAAUAAUAACUACAUGAGAAAAUUAGCUGCUUCACAUACCUUUUAGGAAAGUAUUUCAGUCUAGACGUGUAAAAGAAGGCACUUCAGCUGACCUCAGUUCUUGCAGCAGUAGGUGGGGAAAGGUUAAAUCUCUCAGGUAUCACAGAAGGGACCUAUGGAGGUCGUCUAGUCCAACCUCCCAGCUCAAGCAGGGUCACCUAGACCCAGUUGCCUAGGAGGGACUAUGUUCAGAUUGCUUUUGAAUCUCUUCCAAGGAUGGAGAUUCCACAACCUCUCGGGGCUACCUGUGCCAGUGCUUUUUCACCUUCACAGAGAAGUCAUCUUUCCUUCUUCUGUAGAUAUAGUUUCUCCAAAUCUCUCCCUAUAUUUCUUAAUUGUUAAAUUAUUGUAAUUGGUUUAAUUGCAAACAUUCAAAAGGUAACCAUCAUUUCAUUCAGUGAAAACUCUUGGCCAAGGUCUCUAGGAUUUCACAGUUGUUAUGUUGGAAAGUUUGUAUAAGAUUUGUCCUUCAAGCAAUGGGGUUUAUUUUUAAGUUGUAGAGACCAAUGUCUUUACCUUUUGAGGUCUUUUUGUACGGUCCCUGGUUCCCAGUCAUAGCAUUUCUUUUUAACCAAAUUUCAGGAGCUCAGUGCAAUUCUAUGGCUUGUGUUAUGCAGAAAGUCAGGCAAGAUAAUUGUAUGGGUCAUUCUGGCUUUAAAAGCUAUAAAAUACUGUAAACAUAGUUAUGUCAGGGCCUGUAUUCUCAAGGGAGUGGUUAAGAGUUUCCUCAAAAGCCUUGUGUUACAAGCUGUUACCUGUGUUACUCAGAAAUGGGUACCUCUAGCAUACAUUAUAGUUGCUGUCUCAGGAAACAAGCAUAGGUGGAAGAUGUUCUUUCCCUUUAGCGCUCUGUAACAUUUUAGCAGUAUUCUGCCAGUCCCAGAAAGGUGAGUGAUAGGAAACAAAUGAAUAAGAAUGAGUAAGAAAUGAUAGACAAACUUAAUCAGAGUUGGUACUACCUAGUAGCUGCCUACAAAAUAAAAUAAGCACGUAAUUUUUUCUGACCUUGUGCAUGUCAUCCAAUACCUUCCAUUACACGAUGGCUACAUAUGAAAGUUAUGUGUGUAAAUAUACUGUAUUGCAGCGUUUCAAAUUAUUAAGGAUGAUAAAGACUCAAGCCAUAUGCACAAACCUGUACUUGAACAUGCACACUUGAACCUAGGAAGUGCCUAAGAAUAAUGAACACUCAUCUAGGAAGCAAAGGAUUUAAGAAUAUCUAAAUUAGACUGUAUGUUUACUAAAACUAUGGUGCUAUCAAGCCUAACUUUUUUUUUUUCCAAAUUUUAAUCCCAUUGCUGCUGGUUAUUUCUACCAUUGCUCAUACCUACUCGUCAUAACUGGAGAAUAUGUGCACCUGCAGAUUUAGAUUUACAGAAAGAUUAUGUUUCCCCUCAGGCUUACUGACUUGGUCUGGUUUUUUCAGCAGGGUUGACUUUACCAUGACUGCUUAUCAGGGUACUAUUCCACAUGAGUGAGGUCAGCAGAAUUUGGCCACUAUGGAAUUUCCCAAAAGAUUUGGUAUCAGAAUUUUUUGUGUGUGUGUGUUUAGUCUGUUCUUUUUAAUCUCUCAACAUAGAUUAUUACAAGCAAGAGUAUAUUUUUCAAAAAAUGGGCAGGAGUCUCUUGAUCAAUGUUAAGUAAACCCACAGGGCAGAAUGUAAAUGUGUAUGUACAAUUGGUGUAUUAUAAACUAGCAUUAACUUAAUAGUUAUUAUAAACGCUGGCAUGGAUUAAUGCACACAUUCUCUUACGAGCUUCACAGAUUGGAAUUAAUACAAGGGCUUAAUUUAAGAAAUGUAAUCAGAAUAUAGGCAUGGAACAAUGUUUUUUGCUGUGUAGAUGUAGUAUAUGCUUACUCAUCUGCCUAAUCCAUUUGGUUAAAACAGAUUAGGGUGUUGUUUAAGCUACUUUCUCUGAUUUCUUUUCCAACAAGCCUUUGAGAAUCAAGUCUUGCUCUUUAUUUUUCUUUUAAAUGUGUGCUGCCUUUAGUGUUUAUGGAAAGCUUACCAUGUGUUAAGACAGCGUAACGUCUUCUUGUCUGGUCAUCGCUGGAUUAUUUGAUAAAACUAAAAGUGGUAUUUCAAAGCAUGGUCUUUGGAAGAAGGUCCUUUACUGACCAGUUAAUGUAUAUGAUAUUAUAUGCUUCAGUGGCUGCCUUUACCAUGCAGUGGUAUAGGUAUGCAAUAUGAUGCUUUAAGGCACUAAUUUAAGACAACACAUUUUUUUUAAUAGUAUUGUAGAGACCAGCUAAUUUCCCCCAUUUGAAACUGUUCUCUCCUGAGCAUACUGGUGAUACAGCAAUGUAAUAACAAGUCCUCUUAGCACCUGCUAUAAGCUCUUACUACAGGUGGCAUGUUAGGGGGUUGUCUGAGCUGUCAGUGUAUUUCCACAGUUUUUAAUUAGUGUCUCUUGUAGCCCCGCUCAGCUUUUAUGUAGCACAGUUCUGAUACCGGUCCGAAUGACACCAAGGUGAUAUGGAUAGGUCUGACUGAUGUAUUAGCUUGCUACGGAAACUGCUGUUGCCCCCUGUCCUUAAAAAGUUAAAUAUAAUACUUGGUAAGUACUUCCCAACUUACGGUGUUUUCAGCCUGUAUACUGAGGGUUCUGAAAAAGUACUGGAACACUGAGUUUUUUUCGUGCAGUCUCAUUUCCUGUUCUCAACAGCUGAAACAUCUUGUAGUCUAUGAAUCCACUAGAGGAGAAAUAAGGAGAUGCUUAAUAUUUCAUACUUAAAGCAGAUAAGAUAAAUACAAAUUCUCUUUGUUUUCCCUGUGCAGUUUAUGCAAGCUAAUAUGCAACAUACUCUUAUCACAUACAUUAUGAUUUGGUAUUCUGAGACAAAUGGAAAAUGAAUGUUGAUUCCAUAUCCAGAGGAAGUAUAAUGAAUUCAGGGAACACUUCACAUUCAAGUAUCUUAACCGUUUGCAUACAAUGAGAAAAAGUGCAAGUGAAGAUACUUGGAACAGAUACUUUUGGGGGUUUUAGUACAGGUCUGGAAAAUAAUAUUCUUCUGUGUAAGGCCAGAUUUUAGCAUUGCAUUCAUACCUAGCUAUGUGGUAAUGUAUUGUAUGUCCUUAUUGCUCUACCUUUGAGGAUUAAUGCUCAAAUGCUGUUAUCAGUGAUCAUGUUAGUCUCAAUACGAACUAUUAUUUUUAUGUCACCUAACACCUUACAGGGUUUACCUAAUUGGUUGGAAUAUGCAAGUAUCUCUGCCUUUUGUAUGCAAAAGAGCAGCUGUCAAGUUGUGUUAUCUUUGUCGAGCUUUGACAUAGAAUGUGAGACACCUGAUGAUGACUCCUUCAUUCCAUCUACUUCUGAAUUUUCAUGUAGUAAAAUCAAGUUGCCACAAUUGAUAGCUAGUCAAUUCAGAAUAUUAAGUAACUAGGUUUUUUGACCAAGCAGUAAUAUAAACUUGAUGCAGUGAUUCCUGGAAACCAAUAAAUAUCAUGUUAUGUGGAAAUGUGCAAUGAAAGGUUGAUUUUUAUAACACAUUAUAGAACGUUGAGUCUGAAUAAAAUAGGUUAUUUGCAAAAUUAGUUUACCUUGUAUCGAUUUGUACUUUUAUAACAUAGUGUAAUAAAAAGGUAACAUUGGCCGUUAAUGUAAGUAGAUUCUAUGUACUUUGAUUAAGAAGCACGUUUUACUUUUUUGUGCUAUGAAUAUGAUUUUUGCAGUCCGUGGAGUGUUUGUACAGAAGGCACUGUGGACUGGAAUUCAGUAAUAGACAUAUUGUGAAAGUGGUUGUGAAUUAGACAAUGUUUUUUCCAUAGUUACAUUUUCGCUAGAAAUUAAACUGGAAUAUGAAGAUGUGUAUAAUGUACAUUGCACUGAAUGAUUUGGAAUUAUAUUCAUUUGCUUUUUUGUUGGUUUUGCUUUUUUUUUUUAAUUGGUUCUGCCAGUGAGCUGUAACAUAUGCCUCUCAAGCUGCUGAUUCAGUAACAUGGAUCCCAGGGCAUUAAAACAUAAUGGGAAGAAGGCAAAAAGCAAGGAAGAAAAAAAAUAGCUAGACAGAAUAGCUAGACCUCAGAACCUGGGCUGUGAUAAUUUACUGACAGGUAAAUUUUGAAUUAUCCACUUUUUUAGGUGCUCAUAUAUAGAAAGCCCAGAUAUUCAGAUAAUUGGUCUUUCAGGUAGAAAGAAAUUGUCCUUGUAUGUUUUUGAGAAUCAAGAAUUUGAAAAGUAGAUAGAGACUUUGGAUCAAACACAAAGUAUUCAGGAUGAGACAAAAAAAAAAAAAGCUACUGAACAACCUUAACGCUAUCAGCUGAAAGAGACCAGUCCGUUCUGAAAAUCUUGACAAUAUGUAAUAUUCAGAUUAUAUGAAAUUCAGAUGAUUAGGCUUUUUCCCAUAGUUCAGAGGUCCUGAAAUUAUAAGGUAGUUAUCUCAUGAAAAUAUGAAUUCCAUGUUUUGCUUUCAGUAUAUGAGAACUUGGAGGCUUUUCUGUAUUUACGAAGCACUUGAGAGGUGUAAUGAAAUAGUUUCAUUGUAAAUGAAUGUGUAUUUCCAAAUUUUAUUUCCAUUUUGUGUAGGGUUUUUUUGAAACUGCUUUUCUGUUCACCAUAUUAAAAGGAAAAAUAAAAGUGAUACCUUGUUAAUAUUUUUAAUCAUGGCUAGAUCAUUAACCUAGUUUGAUACAUUAGCUCCGUACAAAGUGCAGCUCUGACUAGAAUAUCUCAUGUAAUAUUAAAGACUAAUUUGUGAAACAUAUUCUUUCAGAAUAUGUUUCCUUUAAGCCAUGUAAACUUGUGCCAUGAAAAUAAAAGCCAACUGUAUGUCAACAAUUUUAUACAA